AUGUCAGUUAUAACUCCACAACCAAGUCAAGCACCAAUGAAUAGUAUAAAUUUUAAUUCAUUGAAAAUGAAAAAACCAUUAUCACCACAACCAUCAAGACCCGUAUUGUCUUGUCUACAAGGAGGUAACAGUUUAAUAAAAUCAACCACUCCAACCCCAAGGUCAACACCAUUUCCAUUUUUGUCUAAUGAAUCAGAAGAUGAAUUCGAUGAUAGUGAAAGUAUUAUUUCAGAAUCUUAUUCAUUUAUGACUAAUAAUGAUAUAAGUCAUAGAGAUCAAGACGCAACUAAUUAUAAAACUAUAUCACCAACUCCGGUCCAAUCAAAGUCGUCAAUUAGUGAAUUUUUACCAAUUUUUUACUCUAAUGAUUCUGCUUCAUCUGUGCUUUCAACAUAUUUUUCAAAUCAAGUAUUUUAUGCGCAUAAUUUAAUUCAAUUAAGUCAACAUUUCAUGAAUCAAGAAUUUGAAUUUAGUAGAAAUUUAAUAUUAAAUCCUAAGAUACCAAACCAUGAACAUGAAUUAAUCAUAACACAUUUGAAUAGCAUUUAUAAUUACAGUAUUGAUUUAACAUCUACAAUUUCAAUUUUCAAUGCAAUGGUGGAUAAAGUAAAUAUAACUGAAGUAUCAAUCGAAAAUUUAAAAUUGAUAAAAUUUAAAUUUGACAACUUGAUCAAUAACCAUUUAUCAGAGCAAGUUCAUCACUUAUUGGAUCUUAUAAUUGAAGAACUAUAUGAAUAUAAUCUAUUGAUAGAUGACCUUAAUGAGGAAGAACACGUUGAGGAAGAAAAUGAUGAAGAAAAUUUAAACACUAUAAAUGAUUUAUACUCAUCAAUAGAGUCGAUACUACAAUUGAAAACAUCAAAAUUAACAAGUCAUGAUGUUUCCAAAUUCCAUGACUUGUUACAUGAAUCAAUCAUAGAAAAUAAUGAAUGGAAUGACUUCAUAAAUCAUAUGAGAAAAACAAUGUAA
Insectozyma verbasci is the source of this 969-nucleotide messenger RNA. The record is from the annotation of a GenBank genome assembly. Lineage: Eukaryota; Fungi; Ascomycota; Pichiomycetes; Serinales; Debaryomycetaceae.